AAAAAAGAUCUAUAAGCUGUCAGGUUCAUAGUCUUACAGAAUAUCUGACAUCUCACAUCAUUGUACCUGGGAAAACGAGGGACGUUCCACUACAUCACACAGGUUGGCUAUGAUGAUGGAUCGUUUUCAGAAUGAUGAGAAAUCUUUAUAUGCCUUUCAUACCCCUCAGACAAUUUAACAAGAUAGCGCAGAAGUAGAUCUUCAUCAGAAAACAGAUAGAAACAGAGCCUGUGGACAUUCUAAAAACCUAUUUUAGCCAAACAACUUAAACUUAUAUGGUAGUUCAUAACAGCUCAGUUUUUUUGGAACUUUCUACAGAUCUAGUCUUCAGUUUACAGAAGACAACUCACUCAACUCACUCGACUCGACAGAAUAUUUUCUACUCAUUUCAGCUGAGAUAUCACAAUAAUUGUUGAGAAUAUGCAGCCAAGCUUUGGUAGCAACUCCAAGCAAGCUUGGCUGCCCAUGCUAAUACCAGUCCUACUUCUUCUAAUAGGCCCUCUAGUGGUUAGAGGGCAAAAUGACACUGAGCCCAUCGUUCUUGAGGGUAAAUGCCUGGUGGUCUGUGAUUCCACACCCUCUUCAGAGCCAGCAGGGAAUGCGCUGGGUAUGUCAGUGCGUUCAGGUACUGGACGUGUGGCCUUCUCUGCCACUCGCCAAACAAACCAUGAGCCCACAGACAUGAGCAACCGUACCAUGAUCAUUUACUUUGACCAGAUCUUGGUGAAUGUGGGUGGUCAUUUUGACCAAGAAAGUAGUAUCUUCCUCGCUCCAAGGCGAGGGGUGUACAGCUUCAAUUUCCAUGUGGUGAAAGCAUACAACAGACAAACCAUACAGGUGAGUUUGAUGCUGAAUGGAUGGCCAAUGAUCUCAGCAUUUGCUGGAGACCAAGAUGUGACACGGGAGGCAGCCACUAAUGCUGGACUUGUGAUCAUGGAGAGAGGGGACAAGGUUUACCUCAAACUAGAGAGGGGAAACUUGAUGGGAGGCUGGAAGUACUCUACCUUUUCAGGCUUCCUGGUCUUCCCCUUGUAAAGGAUGAUCAUGUGGGGAAAGAGAUGAUCUGUGGGAGGAAAUGGAAAUGGGUCACAUUCUCUGCACUCUGGAGAAUAGAUUAAAGGGACAGUUCACCCAAAAAUUCAAUUUCUUCACUCAUGUCCCAGACUCAUUCUUUACUCAAGUUCCUCAUGUUCCAGACUCGUAUGACUUUCUUUCUUCUGUGGAGCACAAACGGAGAUGUUAGAUAGAAUUGAAGUCUUAGUCACCAUUGACUUUAAUUGUAUGAAAAAAAGAUGCAAUGAAAAAGAAUUGUGAAUGAGACUAAAACACAUUAACAUCUUUUGUGUUCCAUGAUAGAAGAAAGAAAGGACAUGGAACGACAUGAGGGUUAGUAAAUUAUUGUUGCAUUAAAAUUUUUGGGUGAACCAUCCCUAGUUAGAAGUGCUAGAUGCCACAAAAAUGGGAAAUCAAUGAUCAUGAAUGUUUUUCCUGUAUUUUAAUUUUGUCUGAGAGCAAAAAUGCACAGAAAAGUUUAUUCAAAUUAAAUAUUACUUGAAAAGAUUAGUAUUUGGAAAUGCCAUUACAAGUUAUAUGUCUGUAUUUUUUGUGUCAUGUAUUUCAGAUAUUAUGCUAAUGAGUAUGGUCAAAUUAAACAUUGUAUUUAUAGGAACAUAAAAUUGGACUGCCAUAAUAAUAUAUUUUAAAUUACGUAUUUAAUUUUCAUGUGAAAUUUCAGUUUUAACUGUCCAUUUUUGCCUGCUUACUGAAGUUUUUUUAAAAAAGAGAAUCCAUAUUAAACAGUAUUCCUUAACUAAGCACAAAUAUUUCUCUUCAUUCUGUGAGGUGAAAUAGAGCUAAGGUAGUCAGUACUUGAGAAGUUCUCUCCUUUAUGUUCCCUAAUGCUGUUACCUUUCUGAAUGAGGCAUUUCACCUAUAACAACAGCUGUUUGUAAAUAUAGCUCUCAGUAUCAGAGCUGGCACGGUUAACCUUAAAUCACCACAGAAAGCAGCAUAGCAUAAUGGAUAAAAACCACAGUACCACCGGUCGAGCAAUGGCAGAUGGAGUUUUUGGCAGGCAGACGUGCAAGUGUACACUGGACUCCUAUGGACCAUGUAGGGUGGGCUGUCAGAAUCGAUAAGUUAAACUUAAUUGGUUUAAAGACCCUCCCAUACACAUUCACACACUUAUUCACACAUGCAGCACAACAAAAUGACUAUGCAAUGAAUAAAGGUGGGGCAAAGUACAGGUGAUAGACAAGGUGAAUGUUUGAGGAAAGGAGAUUUUCAUAUUAACAACCACACUGUGUCACUCGAAGAAAGCAGGGCAUCAAAACCUGCUUAUCGUGAUAUGUUAAAUAAUCAUGCUUAAUACUUUUUUUGUGAAUGUAAGAGUUAUUUAUCAUUAACCCUCAAAUGCAUGAGAAUUUCAUGAAACACUUACAUAUUCGGGUAUUUAGAGACCCGACACUUAUCACAAAAGGAUCUACAAAAUGAAAACACAAUUUUUUAUAUAUAUUUAAUGUUUAUUUAAUUUUUCAUAUAUCAAAGAGAAAAAGCAACAAAUCCGGACAAAUCACAGGAUUCAUUAUUUUCCCACUGAACUUUCCUGAGAUGCAACUGGCUGUCAAAAACAUACUGAGCUACACAUAACACAUAUGAUAUAAGAUACAUAUAAGCUACACAUGACCUAAGUAUUUUCUCUGGCACUUGUUGAGUAUAAAAAGUUGUUGAUACAUAAUUAAAAUAAUUUCAGUAGUACACCCAAAUGACAAUAGUCAUAUACUUUUCAUGUGUUGUUCUUGGAAUAGUUUACUUCCAUGUUCUUUCUUCGUCAUAUAGAAAUGUCAAAUGUAAAUCACGACAAUCACUAAAAGAUCAGCGCCAUUAGAUGUGUAAGAAAUAAAAUGUAUAAUAUGUAUGUGUAGAUGCAUAUGCUGAUAAAUCACCAUUGUUGUUGAUUCAUUGUUGCAAAUUAACAUGCUAUAGUAUUUAUUUGUAUUAAUAUAGGACUCAU
Xyrauchen texanus (razorback sucker) is the source of this 3013-nucleotide messenger RNA. It is a transcript of the gene cbln12, whose product is annotated as cerebellin 12. Lineage: Eukaryota; Metazoa; Chordata; Actinopteri; Cypriniformes; Catostomidae. The transcript is spliced from 4 exons. Gene Ontology annotation, cellular component: glutamatergic synapse; synaptic cleft. The coding region runs from base 421 to 1035 and encodes 204 amino acids. The record is from RefSeq and is a predicted model, not a curated record. Gene Ontology annotation, molecular function: protein binding.